This is a messenger RNA of Trichomonas vaginalis G3, 1386 nucleotides long. Its product is annotated as amino acid transmembrane transporter protein. Gene Ontology annotation, molecular function: amino acid transmembrane transporter activity. The transcript has a single exon. The coding region runs from base 1 to 1386 and encodes 461 amino acids. The record is from RefSeq and is a predicted model, not a curated record. Gene Ontology annotation, biological process: amino acid transmembrane transport. Lineage: Eukaryota; Parabasalia; Trichomonadida; Trichomonadidae.
AUGGAAGAGGAGGAUGGCUAUGUAGAUACUGAGGCUCAGGUGAAGGCCACAGGUGCUGUACAGAUUGGCGUUGAUGGUCUUCCAGUUAACCAUACAGCAGAUACUGAUGCUGUUAAGAUGGAAGAAAUUAACCUUGAUGAAGAGCAUCCAAAAGAGGAUACAUUCAAGGGUGAAGGCAAUCCCAAUCGUGUUAGAAGAUUUGCUACCAUUAUGAACUUGUUAAACUCCUUACUUGGUGCUGGCAUUCUCUCUGUCCCAUCAUCUUUCAUCAACAUUGGUCUUUUCCCUUCGAUAGCACUUCUUUCCGCUAUAGCUGUCAUUUCCUACUUUGCCACAGCUAUGAUUAUGACGCUACAAAUAGAAACAGAAUCGGCAGGCUUUGAUGAGUUAACAUUAAAGGUUUCUGGCAGGGUUUCUCAAAUCAUUUUAUCCGUAUUGACACUCCUGUUCCUUGAAUUCGCUAUGUUAGCUUAUAUUAUUUUGGCAGGCGAUUUCAUAAUUAGCUGGUUCAAUCUUGCUAAGGUUAACCUCAACCCAAUGUGGAGACGUGCCGCAAUGAUCUUGAUUUAUUCAUUAGUUCUCCCUGUUGCCUUGACAAUCCCAAGAUCAAUCAAAUUCUUGUCAUAUUUCUCAACAGCAACUGUUUUCUUCAUCUUGCUUUUCGUUUUGUCAAUGAUCAUCCGUGCCGGAACCAACUUCCCGAAGUCUGGCAAGCACCACAACGUUUCAUACGGAAAGAUGAGCUUAGACCUCUUCUACGCUCUUGCCAUUCAUGGCCUUGCAUUCUCACUUCCAAUCAUUGCUCUUCCUAUUGUCUUUAACUACAAUAAGACAAUCCAAAAGAGGAAGAUCACAGCAAUUGUUGCAACCAUCCUUUGUUUCGUUCUCGUUCUCAUCCCAUCCGUCAUCGGAUACUUAUUGUUCGGUGACGAAACAAACGGAAACGUUUUGAAGAACUUCCCAGAUAAUGAUGUCUUGAUGAUCAUCGUUCGCAUUGGCUUCUUCUUCGUUGUUACAUUCUCAUACCCAUGCGUUGCUCAGCCAGUCAUGGGAUCCUGGGGCCAGAUGAUUUACGGAAAUAAUGACGCACCAAGCCUCACAUUCUGGCAGCGCGUUAUUGUAGAAGUAAUUACACAUACAAUCCCAAUUAUCAUCGCCAUGUUCUUACCAGAAUCAAAGCCAAUUCUUGGUGUCGGUGGUGCCUUGGGUGGCUGCGUUGUAGAUUUCUGCUAUCCAGCUCUUCUUUGGUACUUACACUACAAACCAUCAUGGAAGACACUUCAGUUCUGGCUCGUUUGGGCUUUAGGCAUAUUUGGCUUAGUUACUGGAAUUAUUUCAACCUAUCAGGCUGUCAAAGAUGUUAUUAAUGCAUUUAAGAAAGUAUAA